Molecule: messenger RNA, 1317 nt
Organism: Zychaea mexicana
Lineage: Eukaryota; Fungi; Mucoromycota; Mucoromycetes; Mucorales; Lichtheimiaceae
Exons: 6
Coding region: 118-1317 (399 amino acids)
Molecular function (GO): O-acetyltransferase activity
Source: RefSeq, a predicted model, not a curated record
GGAAAAAUACCAUUCCACUUAAUAGAAGAAGCGAACGUGCGUGUAGAAACUUGAGACGAACCAUUCCUUCCUUUCACCAAUCCCUCUAUCUCUCUUACACACAAUCAUCAACAUAACAUGAAUCCCUUAUUACGGCAGCAGUCGCCACCAGCAGAACGAUAUCGACCCCUAGUAUUCCUGGUCGCGAUCCCAGGCCUCAUUGUACUUGCAAUGCUGGCAUGGUCAUUUCGAAACGACACAGUGCUCAUGUUGCCAUCGACCACGACAUUGCACAAAAACCUGGUGUAUUACCGAGGGCAGCCUUUAAACCAUGAUAUCACCGAAGAUGUCUGUACUAUUGAAGCAUUCAACAAAGGAAAAUGGGAGCAUCAGCCCAUCAAAGCCAAAGAUGAAAAAUCUUUCGAGAAAGGAACGAACUAUCAUUGCCACGCCAAGUUUGCCCAUCAGUGUUAUAAGCGUAACAAGCACGAAUUGGAUCGUAAUAAGCAUAUUGUCGAUUAUACUUGGAAGCCCUCAGAAUGCAGUGUGCUUCGAAUGGAUCCACAUGCACUCGCUGAGCACUUAUCCGAACAUCCACUCCUCUUGAUCGGCGACUCAAUUACGCAGCUCCAGUAUGAAAGUUUAGGAUGUCUCCUAGGCGAGCACCUUCGUCUUCCCAAGAAAACCGAAAAGGUGCUUACAGGUGGCAAUCCUGACAUUAAAGUGAACCAGUUGGUUUACAAAAACGAACAGGGUGAUAAGGCACUUGCUGUGGCGUUUCUCCGGUCAGAUAAUCUGGUGCGUUUGGGAGAUUACAAAGUACUGGAACCUGAGGAGGACCAAGGCAGCCUAUUAAGCAAAGGCAGCAACUUUCCUUGGCGUCACUUGUUACCCUACUUUGACUACAUCGUAAUUAACACUGGCCCGCAUUGGCGCUCGGAUCUCAAAUUUGGACCUAGUCGUUCUCAAGAAGAACUUUUAGAAGGAUACACGGCAGCUAUGAAUUCUGUGUUUCAAGCUCUGAAGCAGGAUGUGGAGCCGCAUCAGCGGGUGUGGUUACGCACUACCCCUUUUGGACACACCGAAUGCUCACAAUACUCCGACCCUCUUGAUACCAUUGUGAAGCCAUCAGUUAAGCCGUAUGAAUGGAAUAUGUUUGAGCAAUUCAAUGAAAUUUACAGAAACUGGAUUACUGCGCAGGACGAUGAACGCUUCCAGCUACUUGAUGUAUCGUUUACGGAUUACCGUGGUCCUGUGGACGAUUGGAAUAGACUCCUAUAUCAUGAAAUCGCCAAACUCACAUAUGCUUCAUACAACGAAACCAUCAACAGCUUAUAG